Hibiscus syriacus is the source of this 2645-nucleotide messenger RNA. RefSeq names its product F-box protein At5g39450-like. The transcript has 2 exons. Gene Ontology annotation, molecular function: protein binding. Bases 530 to 2401 code for a protein of 623 amino acids. The record is from RefSeq and is a predicted model, not a curated record. NCBI's taxonomy places the organism in Eukaryota, Viridiplantae, Streptophyta, Magnoliopsida, Malvales, Malvaceae.
CCCCCAUUGUUUCCUCAUCCUCCAAUUUCAAUAUUAACCGAAAAAAACGAAGCAAAUAAGUGUCAAAGCUGCUUUAAUUAAUCCAAACUUUCUUCUUUUUAUUUUAAUAUUUGGUGCCGACGACUUCACAAAUCUCCCAACUUCUUGCUUUGUUUCCUAAAUCUACAUACUGUGCCUAACCUACCUCUGUUUUUCUUUAUGUUCCUUCAGUUGUAGAUGCAAAGGGAAGGGGGACUAUAAAAAAAUGUGGAAUUUUAAUGGAAUUUCACUUUGAUUUUCUUCUCCAGCUUUAGAAUAAGGGAGGAAUGAAAGACCCAUUUCUAUUCAAGGCGCCUGAUUUGAAGCUGGGAGAAUUUGGUUGGUGUAUUGGGUAAACAUGCUCUCUCUGAAUUCUUUUUUUUUAUUGGGGUUAUUUGUUCAUAGAUUCAGAAUUAUUGUUUUUCCAUGAAUGUUGAUUUGUAGCUCAAUUUGUGGGGGGGAAAGAAAGAAAGCUUGAUAACCCCAAAGAACUAAUAACUUAGACACUACUAUGAUGCCAGAAACCCGUGGUUCUAGUUUGUUUCUUGCUUUACCUGAUGAUGUGCUUGCUAUUAUGUCACGGUCCCUUUCACCAGAGGACAUAUGUAAUCUCAGUAUAUGUUGUAAAAGUCUAUGGGAACAUGUUGCCUCCGAAAGGAUUUGGCUCACCCAAUGUGAUGUAGUUGGAGUUGUUCCCACGAGGGACCUCGUGGAGUGGAGGGAAGGUGUAGUAUCUUAUAAGGCACUAUGUCGCUUCCUCGUUAGAGUAAAGCCGUUGAUCGGCCUUUGGGUUCACCAGAAUCCCGAGCUUGGCAAUGUAGUCUAUGUAAUUCAUGGUUUUGUUUCUGUUGUUGGAUGUCGAAUAAUUCCUCAAGAGCUCGGUCCGUUAGGAAUUGAGGAUGGCCCCGUUCUAUGGGCACCGGUGUUUGAAAUUAUUGGUGAUUUUGAUGGUUCCACCACAUUUAUUCUUCAUGGUAGGGAGAAAGGAUGUGACUAUUUUUAUCCUGGUUCAGUGGGAUCUGUGGAGCGGAAUUGCAAUGUGCUAUUGCUUGAGGUUGAGUCUAGAGCAAAAAGGAAUGGAUGCAAGCUGUUCCCUAGUAAGAGCUUUGCUCAUCAUUCCAAUGAGGAGAUUCCAAGAAAGGUUUUUAGGUCAAAUAGUGGUUUAUCGAGAUCCUCAGGACAGAGUGAGGCCGUGGUUCCAUUUAGUCGGUUGAAUUUUGGUGACAGGAGAAAGUUGCUUCAGACUGUUACUAGCCAAGUUCGUCUUAAGCUUACCGAUUCUGUAAGUGGGCCACUCUUCCCUCCGUUGAGGGAGGAUGGGGAGAGUUUCCAGAAAAAAAUGGUGCUUAUGUUGCAGCGAAGAUCACUGCUUCUUCAGAUGUAUAAGUUUGGUAGUGAACAGGGUUGCACGGAUUUGAUGCCAAGUACUGCAAUGCCUUCUGGUCCUAUUCAGUUGGAACUUGGUGACAUUAGAAAGAGCUUUGAUCUUUCUAGUUCUUCUAAUUCUGUGAAUGGAGAUGAUGAUCAGACACACAGAAACAAUAGGAAAAGUCUAGGUGGGUACUUCAGAGCUAGUAUUAAGCAAAUUCUUCGGAAACCUAGUUCUGUCAAUGGUGGCAUCGCAAUUUCAAAAUGCAAUUCUUCUAGCAGUGAGAAUAGGCAUGCUCAACUUCAUGAGUUUCUGAAUUCCGGGGAUACUAUAGGGCUGACAAUACGUGCCUCUACAAUGAAGUUAUCAUCUUAUCGAGCUUGGCCUAAUAUGCAUGAUACACGCUUUGCUCUUUACAAGCUGCCCAUGCAGGUUCCGAGGGAAGAUCAAGAGUAUGCCGGUUUAUGGGGAGGAACAUUUGGUUGGCCUCCUGGAAGGCUGACUGAAGACAAGCCCGGGAAAGCUCUGUUCUUUCUUUUGCUCUCUUACGAAGAGACAGAGGGAAAACAGCUUCUCAUUGCUACUAAAAUAUUGGAAGGCACCCACUAUGUUCUGCACCCAAAUGGUUCUGCAAUGUUCAUAGUGAAUAUUGAUGAGCCUUCACUGGACCCGUUUCCCUGGGACAGUGAUGCAGAUUCACAUCCUGUGAAUGUGAAGCAUGCUUUUGUGGGAGAAGGUAUUGCAAAUGGAUAUGGUUUUAGGUAUCCUGGCUCAAAGCCUGGCUCACUUUUUGUCAUUCAAAAUGGUCUGCUUGCCUUCGUAUGGAAGGAAUCAAGGUCUGUCUUGACCCUGCAAAGACUCAGCUUGCAAGACCUUUUGAAGAAAGGUGAACAGGUUCCUGCUCUACCUCCAAUUGCCAACUUUUCGUAUUUGACCAAGUCGUACUCGAAUGUGUUUAUCGGGUUCUCAAACACCUCAACAUGUUCAUCUUCUCUAAGGAAAAGGCAUGUUUAGGUCACCAAUGUAUCCGGGGUCUAGUUUGCUGGUACUGGUGAUUGAAGAGUGUCGAGUUUCAGGAUGUCUCCAAGACGAUAUAAAUCCUUUUCUCCGAAACAACAUCUAGUGUUAUCUCGUCGUGUUUGUUGAAGAGGCAUAUCUGGUUAUUCUUGUGCUCCGGUGAAGAUAUAUGAUUAAAAGCCGAUAAUAUAGUCUACAGGGGAGAGAUGCAGAAUCUCAGAUGUGGUACAGGUUUUCCUCA